Molecule: messenger RNA, 3145 nt
Organism: Tachysurus fulvidraco (yellow catfish)
Lineage: Eukaryota; Metazoa; Chordata; Actinopteri; Siluriformes; Bagridae
Gene: cd34
Product: CD34 molecule
Exons: 5
Coding region: 138-935 (265 amino acids)
Biological process (GO): cell adhesion
Cellular component (GO): membrane
Source: RefSeq, a predicted model, not a curated record
CAUGCUUUAUCCUGCCAGUGUGUCCUGCACAGAACAAACUUAGUCACAGGAAACCCCUAAGCUCUCCACCAGCGCUCUAACAUACACUCUCUCUCACACACACACACACACACACACACACACACACACACUGCAGCAUGCUCACAGAAAGGAUGGCCAUGAGGAAAAUGAAUGAGAUGUGCACAAGGAUGGCUCUAACUUUAGUCUUCUAUGUUCUGCUAUUCCACAAUUGUCAGGGACAGACUGACCCAACACUGGCAGGACCUACAAUUCAAACAAAGGGGACAGAUCCAAAUGAUUUCACUAAGGUUUUGAAUGAAGAUACAUCUGUUACAAAUUCCCCAAUCUCCACAGGUAUCUCAUUUGCUUAUGCUAAUCAAGCUACUGAUCACUCUGACCCUCCAAUCAGCAAUUCUGCACUUCCAGACAACAAUGUUCAACAAACUUUUACAGAUCUAUUUUCUUCUGCGGCAACAACAUCAAACUCUGUUGUGUCCACCGCUGUGACAGAAUCACAAAGCACCACAGAAUCGGCAGAAGAAUUGGCAGAAGAAUCACACAACAGCCCUGAUAAUGAAACAUCCUACACUUUCGGAAAUAACUUACAGCAAACAAACAUGGAUUCCACUACGCAGGCGAAUGUGUUCGUGCCCGUACUGGUGACUGGGUUAAUCCUCGCUACUCUCAUGAUCGGAAUAUAUGGUUGGAAGAACCACUGUCACACAAAGAAAAGUGCCAUGAAACUAGCAGAGGAUUCCUACAUGGCCGAUGAAGAAAACCAGGGCAACACUCUGGUGUCUGUGGCUCCUCUAAACCCACCUGAGAACCAGGAGAAGCCAAGCCUGAAUGGUGAGUCCCUAGAAGUCGUGAAGACCCAGAAUCCUCCUACCUCCACUAAUGGUCACUCUACUGCCAAAGCCGACACUGAGCUGUGAGAGUCCUUCUCAACUAGACAGGCUCUGGGUCAAUGCUCACCGACCCACCCCUACAAACAACACUAGGGAACAGACAAAACAAAUAAACAUACUCCCUUUUUUCUCUCAUUAUCUCAAAACAAUUAAUACAUAAUAAGGUGUUAUUGAAUACAUUAUUGUGGUGACUAUUAUUAUUAUUAUUAUUAUUAUUAUUAUUAUUAUUAUUAUUAUUAUUAUUAUUAUUAUUAUUAUUAUUAUUAUUAUUUGGAAAUGGCUCUUAAGCUGAUGUUGACCAGGGGUGGGUUUCCCAAAAUGUUUAUAAUGCUAAAUACUAUCUUGUUCCUAGGAAUGUCCAUUAAUUAAUGAGAUCUUUCCAAAAUCCUUUAUGUGUAACAUAGUAUAUGAACUUAAUUAACAGAAAUAAUGAUGAACCUAAUCCAUUUGUUUUCAUUAUACUUAUUUAUCAUCAUACAUUACUAAGUACUUUAUUAAUUGGAGCUUGCAUGCAGUUCUACCUCAAAAAGGCAGAGGCUGCUCAUUUCUAUACAAAAAAGCCUCACAGUUUUAUGAAGUGUCUAUGAUCAAUUGCCCUAAAGUUAACAUUCUUAAUUACCAUCUGUGAUGUAAUGGGUAGCUUUGCUGACUGUGUGGGGUUACACAUUGUUCAUUAUCAAUCAGGUUAGCUACUCAAAACCAAAUGAAGCAAACUGCAUUUAAAACUGUGUUCAUGUAAAUCACUUCACAUGAAACCAACAAGUACAAGAGAUGAACAUCAAGUUCAUUUCAUUUAAUAAGGAAGUCUAUAUUCAAAACCAUGGAAUAAAAUACAGUAUAACACAGUUUCCCGAGCUCACGACAGAACCCAGGACUCUAGAUUUGAGAGGCAAUGAUGUUACCCUACUACCACACAUUAAUUUAAAUACUAGUCAGUAUAGAUAUAAUAAUGAGACUCAUACCACAUAUGUUAAAAGAUUACAUUAAACUUAGCAGCAUUUCUAAACAUCCUUGAGCAGCUACAGGGAAACCCACCCUACAAUAUCUGGUUAUAUCCCUUACCCUCCUUAAACACAAUCAAUCCAUUUAAAUAUAUCUAGUUGUUAACUUUGAAAUAAAAUAAUAGGUUGUUUGGGUAAUAAUAAACAGUUAGCAUUAAAUUUGAUAUACUGUUAAUAUUUGAUCGUAUUAUAUAAUGUCAGUCUGUUAUAAUGUGAAGGGUGUGAGUGUUGUGGUUUUCUGAGCAGAUGAAUACUGGGUGGGUGUCCUUCAAUAUGAUCGGUGUCUGGCUUCCUCAAGUGUAUACACUUAUGGAAGCCAGACUCCUGGUUCUCCUGGACAGACUGGACAGAGUUUGUAAUUUGUCCCUGUUCAUGUCCCAGUGUUCCACAGGGUCCUAACCCUCCACAUGGCUCUUUUUGGGUCAUUCAAAGAACAAAUGAUUCAAUUGACACAUGUGGGAGCUCUGCUUGUUUGUAUUUUUUUUAUGUCCAUGUAUGAAUUGUAUUUCUAAAGAUUGGGAUGUUAUGUGUGAAUUAAAAAUAUGACUGAUGCCAUAUUUCAUUGUGUUGAUAUAAGCUUGUGUGCCCAUGAUAACAGUACUGGCCAACCUUUGUUUAUAAAACAAUGUGACAAUGUGAUGACUUGCAGAGUUAAGGUAAUUGUACAGCACUUGUUCAGUGCUGGACUUCAUUAGAUAGCAAUUACCAUGAACUUCUUUUCAUCACUGCAAACCACAGCUGACACCAGACUUGAAAACCCUGUAAAACAGCUACGGCUUUUAGGUGAUUAAUGACGGUGACCUCUUCAGUGGACCAAGACACACUAUGGAAUUGUAUUUUUGUCCUAAACCAGUAUUAUGGGUUUUUUCUUUCUUUUUUUUUUUUUUGUAAUAUGUCUGGAAUUGCAUAAUUGUUUUGUGGUCUAUCCUGAAAAUUCCCUACUUCUGUUAUUUACAUGCAAUAAUUAAUUUUAAAUUGCGGAUCAGCCAAAGGUAAACACUGAACAAUGCAGAGUCCAGCAGUUGGCUAAAGGUGUACAUAGACUCCCACAGCAAUAGUUUUAGCAUGGCAGACAUGAUUAUUAGUUCUCUGUCUUAUUCUUUUCUGUCUUAUUUAAUUUAUCCUCUUUCUAUUUUUAACAAUCCUCUUUUCUGGGUCUGUGUACUACAAUUCGUAUAAACUGAAGAACUUCUUUUGUUUUAAGUUUGGAAUAUGAAUAAAGUUUUGGAAACUAAA